AUGUCCAGCAUCAGAUCAAGGAACUACAAACCGCCCACCACGUUUUCCAUCACCCGGAUUCUCAGAAUGGCAGAGGGGACAGCCAAGCGAAGCGCUUCCCCGGCAAUUUCCCCACCUCCACUGCGCCGCAAGGUCGACACAACGACUAAGAGUUCAGCGUCCAAUUUCUUCACACCGGCAUCGCAGAAGAAACCCGCGCCAAUCACGUGGCGCUUGAUUGGGACGAGUGUUAUCAUCGGAAAACAGAACACAGGCAACCAAGUCUCAGCAGACAAGCCGCGCCGCAUUGCUGGUUUUGAUCUGGACUCGACAUUGAUUAAGACAAAAUCCGGAAAUGUCUUCCCCAAAUCUGCCACAGAUUGGCAAUGGUGGAACGAGAAGGUUCCAGGACGGCUGAAGGAGCUCAACUCAGAAGGCUACCAAGUCGUCGUCUUCUCAAACCAGAAGAAAAUCAGUGUCCAGAAAGAUAUCAAGGCUGGGCGCAGUGACUCCAAAAGUCUCACCAACUUCAAAGAGAAGAUUGAGGUGAUAAUGACCCAACUGGAUUUCCCAUUCAGCGUCUAUGCUGCCACCACAGAUCCUGAAUACCGAAAGCCCCGUCUUGGGAUGUGGCGGGAGUUCCUGGAUGAUUAUGAUCUCGAUGUUGCGGGUGUUGAUCUUCCUGGGUCGUUCUUUGUCGGUGAUGCUGCUGGUAGACCGGGAGAUCACUCGGCUGUGGAUCGGGGCAUUGCUACUAACAUGGGCAUGCCUUUCAAAACACCAGAAGAGUUCUUCCUAGGGCAAGCUGCUGAGCCCGUUACUGGACUGUUUGAUCCUGUGUCGUAUAUGAAGGAUGAUCUUGAGGAGCCAGCCAAACCCUUCUCUCGAAAACACCCUGUGGAAGUCGUCAUCUUCUGUGGAAGCCCGGGUGCUGGAAAGUCCACUUUCUACUGGAACCACCUUGAGCCUCUUGGCUACGAACGAGUGAACCAAGAUAUUCUCAAGACACGCCCGAAAUGCAUCAAAGCUGCCCGCGAGUUCUUGCAGGACAAGAAAUCAGUGGCGAUUGACAACACAAACGCCAACGAGGAAACUCGAGCCUACUGGGUCGAACUGGCGAAAGAGUUCAACGUGCCCAUCCGUUGCGUUCAAUUCAUUUCCACUCCGGAUCUGUGCCGGCACAAUAACGCCGUGCGUGCCUCGAACAAAGAAUUGAACCCCGAGGCCCGAGCCUCCCUUCCCGGUAUUGCCUUUGGCGAUUUCGGACGUCGCUUCAGUGCUCCCAAACUCGAGGAGGGCUUUGACGACAUCAUCCCGGUGGAAUUCCAAUUCCGAGGGAGCAAAGAGGCGAAGGAGCUAUGGGGGCAAUAUUGGAUUUGA
Messenger RNA from Penicillium olsonii, 1359 nucleotides. The record is from the annotation of a GenBank genome assembly. NCBI's taxonomy places the organism in Eukaryota, Fungi, Ascomycota, Eurotiomycetes, Eurotiales, Aspergillaceae.